This is a messenger RNA of Acaulospora morrowiae, 2528 nucleotides long. The record is from the annotation of a GenBank genome assembly. NCBI's taxonomy places the organism in Eukaryota, Fungi, Glomeromycota, Glomeromycetes, Diversisporales, Acaulosporaceae.
AUCCAAAGAAUAAAAGAAGCAUUGCCGAGGUCCAGAUUAAAACAUGGGAGAGCAAAGAAAAAAUUUCGCUACUAACGAGGUCGUUGCAUAAAUACAAACAACUUUAUAUUGGAGAUCUGGAUGGUGAUGAAGGUGACAUUGAAACGGAAAAUCGAGCUACUCGACGACCAGUUACCGGAAAUCUUAGCAUCCGUGUACUUCAGGCACGUUUUAUUGCCCAUUCUCCGGCACGAACGAAAAAAGACCCUGAGACUGUCGUCGUCAUUAAAGUCGACGGUUCACAAAAAGGAAAGACCCGCACAACACGUAAUGAUCGUUGGAACGAAGAUUUUGAAAUUUAUGUAGAAAAGGCUAGUGAAGCAGAAAUCACAAUUUACGAUAAGCCCAAUGAAAACCUAGUACCUAUCGGUCUCAUGUGGAUCAAAAUUUCUGAUAUUGCUGAAGAACUUCGGAAAAAAAAGAUUGAGACGGGAGGCGGAGGGUGGGUUACCGCUUCCAAUCCUCAAUUUGAUAUGCAGUCAUUUCCACAGAGUGAACCGUACGGUAUUCCAUAUUCAUCGGCUCAAGCUCAACAGGGCGUUGGAUCCACGGUUACGCAAGAUGGUAUUGAAGCUUGGUUCGAAAUUGAACCAGUUGGUCAAAUUUUGCUCAAGUUAAACUUUGUUAAAGAGAAUGCACGAACACGUCCUGCGGAUGCCGGUCUCGGUCGGCAAAAAGCUUUCCGUAAACGCAAAGGAGAAGUGCAUGAACAGAAUGGACACAAGUUUCUUCAACAAAUAUUUUAUCAGAUUAUAAAAUGUGCUUACUGUGAAGAAUUAUUUGUGAAUGAGGGAUUCCGAUGUGAAGAUUGUAAAUUAACGUGCCAUAGAAAAUGUUACACCAAAAUUGUCACGAAAUGUAUUUGCAUGUCAAAUUCUGAAAUGGAUUCAGAUUACAAACAACUUAAUCACCGUAUUCCACAUCGCUUUGAAGCGAUCAACAAUCUCACUGCAAAUUGGUGCUGUCAUUGUGGUUACAUGUUACCAUUUAGCAAGAAAAAAUGUUCCGAAUGUAAUAUAACCUGUCACGCAAAAUGCGCUCUUCUUGUACCGGAUUUCUGUGGAAUGUCCAUGAGGCGUGCCAGUGAAAUGAUCGAGCAAAUUCAACAAGCUAAUAUUAUAAGGAAAAAUGCGAUCGAAGAUACUAAUCGUAUUAAUAGUAAUCGAGAAAAACUUAAUGUUGAUCGCGUGUCCGAUCAACCACCAAAAUCUCCGAAUUUAUCAUCCCAUAACGAUCUUCAAGAUCAGAAUCCGUAUCCCCCACCGCAGCAAUAUAAUCCCCCAUCUCCCAAGGUCACGCAAGAUAUCCCCGACAAUGAGCCAAUGCAAAUGCCGGUCAUGAACACACCGGUUGCACCCGUUGCACCCGUCGCACCCGUCACGCAAGUGAUGCAAACUUAUGUUCAACCUACUAUGCAAGCAUCUCAAACGCCUCCUCGUACCUCUUCAAACCCUCCACCUCCGUCGGUUGAUGCUUCCAUCAUUAAGCAGACUCGUAAAGUCGGACUGGAUGAUUUUAAUUUUCUCGCAGUUCUGGGUAAAGGAAAUUUUGGAAAGGUUAUGCUUGCAGAAGAAAAAUAUACCAAACAACUUUAUGCUAUAAAGGUGUUGAAGAAAGAAUUUAUUAUCGAAAACGACGAAGUAGAGAGCACUCGAUCUGAGAAGCGUGUCUUCCAAGCAGCAAAUCAUGGACGUCAUCCAUUCUUACUAGGUCUGCAUUCUUGCUUCCAGACCGACACUCGUAUCUAUUUUGUUAUGGAGUAUAUUAGUGGCGGUGACUUAAUGUUACAUAUUCAAAAGACGCCAUUUACCUACCGUCAGGCACAAUUCUACGCAGCAGAAGUCCUCUUGGCUUUGGAAUAUUUACAUAAGCAGGGCAUUAUAUAUCGAGAUCUUAAACUUGAUAAUAUACUGCUUGCACUUGAUGGACAUAUCAAAAUCGCCGAUUACGGUCUUUGCAAGGAAGAAAUGUGGUAUGGCAAAACAACAAAUACAUUCUGCGGGACACCCGAGUUCAUGGCCCCCGAGAUCCUUUUGGAACAACGGUAUGGUCGCGCCGUCGAUUGGUGGGCAUUUGGUGUUUUGAUAUACGAGAUGCUUUUGGGACAAUCUCCUUUUCGCGGUGAUGAUGAAGAUGAAAUAUUUGAUGCAAUUUUGGAAGACGAGAUUCUAUACCCCAUAAAUAUGUCCCGAGAUUCUGUCUCGAUAUUGCAGAAGUUACUUACAAGGGAUCCGGAACGACGUCUCGGCUCGGGAAAGAAUGAUGCUGAAGACAUUAAGCGUCAUCCCUUCUUUAAAGGUGUUAAUUGGGAUGACAUGCUUUCUAAGAAAGUGCCACCACCAUACUAUCCUACAAUUGCAUCUGCAACCGACACUUCUAAUUUCGAUGAAGAAUUUACAAGAGAAGUACCAGUUCUCACUCCUGUUCACAGUCAUCUAACUACGGCGAAUCAAGAAGAGUUCAAGGGAUUCUCUUACGUAUCAAAUUGG